This is a messenger RNA of Aspergillus pseudotamarii, 653 nucleotides long. RefSeq lists its product as uncharacterized. NCBI's taxonomy places the organism in Eukaryota, Fungi, Ascomycota, Eurotiomycetes, Eurotiales, Aspergillaceae. The transcript has a single exon. The coding region runs from base 182 to 541 and encodes 119 amino acids. The record is from RefSeq and is a predicted model, not a curated record.
GGGGGGGGUCUGGCCACGUAUUUUGGGGGUACUAGUAUGUAAUAUGUGGAAGCUUUUAGCGGAUAUGAGCGUCCGGGUUCUGGAAUCUGCCUGAUGCAGUCGGUUACCAGAUGACAUGCAAGGAGCUUCUAGAAUGGAAAGGGUGCAGCACGGCAGCUAGCCAUUGGUGGAAGGAUAGCACAUGGGUACAUGGACUGGACCUCGUUGGUGCCUCUUCACUGUUAGCUGCAUGAGGGAAAAGUUAAAGGGAAAAGGGGCAAAGAAAGAGAUGGGAAAUGAUGGGCCGCGAAAUGAACUAUCAGGCGAUCGGAGUGACCGAAGCAUGAACUGGAGGCUAUCGACCGAGUCAUGUAAUGAUACUCGCCUGGCAAGGCUGCCUUCCAAUACGUUUCACUUGUCAGACCUUCUGAUCCUGUUCUUAAUUGCCGUUGGUUCUUCGUCAUCAUCCCUAGCUAAGCAACAGACCAGAAGGUUAAGCCUCGCUAAGAUUUGUCCAAGAAGCCAUGGCGAUGAGCGACCUGAGGUGGCGCAACCUAAUUAGAUUAUCCCUGAAGGAUUUGAUAGGCAGCGUUUCUUGUUAGUCUGAAGCCCAUGGAAUGAUUAUGGUGCAGCGGUCUUUCUUUCUUUUUACCGGGCUCGUGCGAGCUACCAUG